Mobula hypostoma (lesser devil ray) is the source of this 2194-nucleotide messenger RNA. RefSeq names its product inhibitor of DNA binding 3 (gene id3). Gene Ontology annotation, biological process: negative regulation of transcription by RNA polymerase II; circadian regulation of gene expression; cell differentiation. The record is from RefSeq and is a predicted model, not a curated record. The transcript is spliced from 3 exons. The coding region runs from base 151 to 510 and encodes 119 amino acids. Gene Ontology annotation, molecular function: transcription regulator activity; protein dimerization activity. Lineage: Eukaryota; Metazoa; Chordata; Chondrichthyes; Myliobatiformes; Myliobatidae. Gene Ontology annotation, cellular component: cytoplasm; nucleus.
AUAGCUGGCAUUACUGCUUUUAUCAUUUGCGAGAACACAAAGGCUGCGCUUUACAGGACCGUUCUCCAAAACGAGGAUCUUUUUAAAAAUAUAUAUAUAUACAUUUAUAGUCGCAAGCAAUCCUCAAGCGGGAUUUUGAGGGAGGAAGAGAUGAAAGCUAUCAGCCCCAUGCGAUCAGUGAGAAGCUGUCACGAGGCCGUGUGCUGCUUGUCUGAUCAGAGUUUGGCGAUCUCACGGGGUAAGAACCCGGUGGAAGACUCCAUCACCUUGUUAUACGACAUGAACGACUGCUACUGUAAACUGAUGGAGCUGGUCCCUAGCAUUCCCCAGAACAGAAAAGUCAGCAAAAUGGAAAUCCUCCAGCACGUUAUCGAUUAUAUAUUUGACCUACAGAUUGCAUUAGAAAGCCAGCAAAAGGAUCCCGAGAACACCGCAUCGAGCAGCUCCCUACUAACCUUGCAGCGAUCGGAACUGUCUAGUGAAGGAGAGAGUCUGACCUUGUGUCACUGAUAAAAGCCACGGUGUGCAUUCAACUCGCCGCUCUCGCAUCGCUCCGAAUGUCCUGCCAGCGAAUCAAGCGUCAAGACCUCACACCCCCUCCCCACCCUUCCCGUUUCCACUUCCAACGAUAUCUUGAACAUUUCAACCAUUUCAAGGACAAAUCGUGUGUUUUUUUUUAAAAAAAAGGAACGAGCCUGUACAUAUCUGGGGAACGCUUUCGGUUUGGCACCCAGAGUACUCUAUUUUAACACCUCGCAUUUUAUCUUAAGGACCAAAGAAUUUUAAUGAAGUCAUCUUGAUUUCUUGAAAGAUAUUUUUAGAAAUUAAUGGAGAAAUUAUGUGAUUCAUGAUUAAUCUUUUGGAAGGUGCUGGUUGAUUGGAACUUGAUGAAAAGCAACAAAAAGUUUAGUUGAGAAUUUUUUUGAGGGGACCAAACGGUGAGGAUUUGGCUGGACUGGAACUCAAUAUUAGAAUGGCUAGUGUAUUCACAAUUCCAGAUUAAUCAGAGCUCUGACAGUGUUCAAGCCUCAAGCUCUGUUUUUGCUCAGAACUUUCUGUGGCAAAGAUAACCAGAAUUUGUGCCCCAAUACAGUGUAGGGUGCAGUUUCACAUAGCAUGGAUCACCCUCUUGCAGAGUGAGUAGAUGCAUUUCGGACUCUCUGGUGGGGCUAUUGCCUUCAAAGGUACAGAGUCCUGGAGAAGUACAGCAUGGAAACAGGCCUUUCAGCCCAUCUAAUCCAUGCCAACCACAGCAUCGUCCUUGCUAGUUGGUCUGUUUUUUGUAGGGACUAAAAUCCUCCAAGUCCCCUCCCCUUCAUGUACUUAUCCAAAUACCUCUUUAGUGUUGCAAUGGUCUGUGCCACAUCACUUCUGGCAAUCCAUUCCUGGUACUCGCUACUUUAUUGGCCACUCACUCCUGAGUUACUGAUGGAUGAAGUUCUCUUGACUCCGGUGAGAGAACUACUACUUCCUGGUGUGUGAGGGGAACAUCUGAGCAGGUUGCAUGCGGGAACAGUAACAAUUUACAACAGUGUAGGGGACUAUUGCUGGAUCUACUAAUUAGGACUACUCUUUUACCCUUAAAAGUUUAAAUAGAGCCACCAAUUAAGGCCAUAAGGUAUAGGAGCAGAAUCAGGCCAUUUGGCCCAUCAAGUCUGCUCCACCAUUUCAUCAUGGUUGAUUCAUUUUCCCUGUUGGCUCCAAGUGCAGUAUCAGGAUUUUAAGACAUGCCCAAAUUUCAACAUGUGGACCCAAGGAUUCUCCAGUUAAGCCUGUAGCACGGUUUGUGAAUAGUCAGAUCAGGAAAUCUCCUGAUUUCUUAACACUUGUGAUGACUACCACUUCGCAAUUCAAACUUGUGCAUGCAGUACUGCAGUGUUCUAAAUAUUUUUUUAAACAAAUCCCAAACAUAAUUGCUGUUGGAACGUUUGAAACAUGUCUGUACUGGGAGGAGGAAUCUUAUGUCCAUACUAGUGGAAGUGCACAAAUCUUGGAGAAGAGCUUCAAGUAGAUGCUGUAUCACUGAUCUGUAGAAAGGGGAGUGAAGUUCCCCAACUUUUGCGAACUCUAUACUAGAGUAUCUUUUGUAUAUUUGUGGGGAGAAAUUUUCCUGCAAACAUGUAUUUCUUCUGAUAUUUUUAAAAAACUUUUUAUAAAAGUUUAUGGAAAUGUAAAUUUUAUACAUAAUAAAAAU